UAAGACGCGCGAGAGGAAGUCCACGUGAGCGUGUUGCUAAGAGAGUUUUGCAGACUUUUUUUUUUUACUGUAGCAUUUCUUUUCACUCGGAGUGAAUAUGGCGACAUACCGGAAGAAGGUUGAUAAUCGGAUUCGUGUCCAGAUCGAGAAUGGAGUCGCACAGCAGUAUCGCACAAUGUUUGUUAUAGUUGGUGAUCACGGAAGAGACCAGGUUGUUAUCCUGCACCACAUGCUCUCCAAGGCCGCAGUGCGAGCACGACCCUCAGUCCUGUGGUGUUACAAGAACGAGCUUGGCUUCAGCAGUAACCGUAAGAAACGCAUGCGGCAAUUGCAGAAAAAGAUUAAAACAGGCACCUUGAACCUCAAACAGGAUGAUCCUUUUGAGCUUUUCAUCGCCGCCACCAAUAUCCGUUACUGUUACUACAACGAAACUCACAAAAUUCUGGGCAACACCUAUGGCAUGUGUGUUCUACAGGACUUUGAGGCUUUAACUCCGAACCUGCUGGCUCGCACUAUUGAAACAGUGGAAGGUGGUGGUAUUGUGGUCAUAUUGCUGAGGACCAUGAAGUCACUGAAGCAGCUGUACACCAUGGCAAUGGAUGUCCAUUCUCGCUACAGGACAGAGGCACAUCAAGAUGUUGUGGGAAGAUUCAAUGAACGAUUCAUACUGUCUCUUUCCUCCUGCAAGACCUGCGUAGUGACUGACGAUCAACUCAACGUUCUGCCAAUCUCCAAGCACAAUGCGACCAUCAAACCUGUGCCACCUAAAACGCAGGAUGAUGCUCUGCUGCCACAGGAGCAGGAACUGAUGGACCUAAAAGAAUCAAUGCAAGACACACAGGUAGUGGGUACUUUAGUAGACUGCUGUAAAACAAUGGACCAGGCCAAAGCUGUGUUGAAGUUCAUUGAAGCGAUUUCGGAAAAGACUCUAAGGAGCACAGUAGCGCUCACCGCCUCCAGAGGACGGGGAAAGUCUGCGGCACUUGGAUUAGCUAUCGCUGGGGCUGUUUCGUUUGGCUAUUCCAACAUAUUUGUCACAUCGCCCAGCCCGGACAAUUUGCACACGUUAUUUGAGUUCAUCUUCAAAGGCUUGGAUUUGCUUCACUACCAGGAACAUCUGGAUUAUGAAAUUGUUCAGUCUUUGAACCCUGAGUUUAAUAAAGCUGUGGUCAGAGUUAACAUCUUUAAGGAACAUCGCCAGACCAUUCAGUACAUCCACCCUGCUGAUGCUGUCAAGUUGGGUCAGGCAGAGUUGGUGGUCAUUGAUGAGGCUGCCGCUAUCCCUUUGCCUCUGGUGAAAAGCCUGCUUGGGCCUUAUCUUGUGUUCAUGGCUUCUACAAUCAAUGGGUAUGAAGGCACAGGGCGCUCUCUUUCUCUCAAACUGAUUCAGCAGCUGCGGCAGCAGAGCGCAGACAGCCAACAGAGUCUCUCGGCUGAAAACAGAACCACAAGCACAGCCAGACUAGCUUCAGCACGCACGCUCCAUGAGGUUUCUCUCCAAGAGUCUAUUCGAUACGCUCAGGGAGAUCCUGUGGAAAAAUGGUUGAAUGAACUCCUGUGUCUGGACUGCUUAAGUGUGCCGCGCAUCAUUUCAGGCUGUCCGUUGCCUGAAACUUGCGAUCUGUAUUAUGUGAACCGGGACACUCUUUUCUGUUACCACAAAGCAUCCGAAGCCUUCCUCCAGCGUCUUAUAGCACUCUAUGUUGCGUCUCACUAUAAAAAUUCCCCCAAUGACUUACAGAUGCUGUCAGAUGCUCCAGCUCACCAUCUUUUCUGCUUGCUGCCUCCUGUUCCACAAACACACAACUCUCUGCCAGAAGUCCUAGCAGUUGUACAGGUGUGUUUGGAGGGGGAGAUUUCCCAGCAAUCAAUCCUCCACAGCUUGUCCAGAGGGAAGAAAGCUGCUGGAGACCUCAUCCCGUGGACUGUAUCGGAGCAGUUUCAAGAUUCUAAGUUUGGGAGCCUCUCGGGUGGAAGGGUGGUGCGAAUUGCAGUGAACCCUGACUACCAGGGAAUGGGUUAUGGGACACGUACUCUGCAGCUCCUGCAGCAAUACUAUCAGGGAGAGUUUCCUCUCUUGGAUGACAAGCAGCCAACCCCAUGUGCAUUCAACUCUGUCAGCAGUGAGGCCAUGAGCCUUUUAGAAGAGGUUGUGUCUCCUCGAACGGAUCUGCCGCCCCUCUUGUUGAAGCUGAAUGAGAGGACUGCAGAAAGACUGGACUACUUGGGUGUCUCAUAUGGCCUCACACCUCAGCUGCUCAAAUUCUGGAAAAAGGCUGGAUUUGUUCCAGUGUAUUUAAGACAAACUCCGAAUGACCUGACAGGGGAGCACUCCUGUAUAAUGCUGAAGGAACUGAACACGGAUGAUUCAGCAGAACAAAGUCAGUGGCUGCCAGCAUUCUGGAAGGAUUUCCGACGGAGAUUCCUCUCGCUGCUCUCCUACCAGUUUAGCAUUUUCAGCCCUACGUUAGCUUUAAAUGUACUGCAGAACAAGAACAUCAAGGACGACAGGCCAACAACACUAACAGAUGCAGAACUAGCAACCCAGUUCACCCCAUAUGAUCUGACUCGUUUGGAAAUGUACUCCCGAAACAUGGUUGACUACCACCUGAUUAUGGACAUGGUGCCUGCUAUAGCACGGAUGUUCUUCCUCAAACAACUCGGAGAUAUCUCGCUGUCUGUAGCACAGUCCGCUCUACUCUUGGGACUUGGUUUGCAGCACAAAUCUAUAGAUAAUCUAGAGAAAGAGAUUAAGCUGCCCAGCUCUCAACUCAUGGGCCUGUUCAACCGUCUCAUGCGUAAAGUCGUCCAGUUGUUUAAUACUAUCCAGGAGAAGGCAGUCGAGGCAGAGAUGGUUCCCAUCAAGGACAUUGACAUGGAACCGACCGCUCAGGCUCUGCACAAAGAAUUGGAUGAGGCUGCAAAAGCAUUCCAAGAGAAACACAAGGAAGACAUGAUGAAGAUUAAAGGUAUGGAUCUUUCCGAGUACAUGAUUCGAGGUGAUGAUGAAGAAUGGUCUCAAGUGCUGAAGAAAGCUGGAGACACAGCAAUAGUGAGCAUCAAGAGUGAUAAGAAACGCAAAUUGGAAGGGGAAAACAAGAAAGGGUGGCAAGGCAAGAAAAUGAAGAAAAAUGACAAGAAAAAGGGCAAAAUUGGAAGGAAGGCAUAAUUACUAUACAGUGAUUUUUGUUGCCUACUUUUUUUUUUUCUUCAAUUAAUUGCGCGUUUAUCAAUACUGAACUUUGCAUCACAAGUGUAACAAUGCUAGAUUUGAACUCACAACCUUCUGAACAGUAAUACAAAUCCUUAACCUGUCAGUAUCACUGUGUCGAGUUUGCUCACGUGUGUAUGAAAGGACUGGCCUGAAUCAGUGUAGUGCAUGCCUUUUUUUUUUUUUUAAUUGUGCUGUGUAUGAACAGGAUACAGUGCUUGAUGAUAUGAUCUCUCACAUGAAUGUACAGCGAUUAUAUAUAUUUUUUUAUUUUCUUGUUUCAUUUUGGAUUUACUCCUUGCAAAAAUGACAGCCUGCUGAAGUGUAUUGCAGCAUUUAAAAAAAAUGUAAUUCCUGUAAUGUAUGCUAUAGUACAUUUUUCUGUAUAAUGAAGAGGUACUAUGUUCUCGUUUUGCAGUCAAAUGUUUGUGUGAAAAUCGAAGUUAAAUUUAUAUAUUUGGUGGUUAGUUUUUGUUUUUUUUAAUAUGAAAAAGUUUACGUAGUAUUGAGGAGUGUGUGGAAGUAAUUGUUUAAAAAAAACCUGCAAACAAUAGGCGAUUUUGCUAAAAAUUUUUCAUACUCCAGUGUUAUAACAGUCAAAUACCCUCUACGUGAGUAAAUAUCAUUUAAUAAAAGAAUCACAAUACAA
This is a messenger RNA of Neoarius graeffei (lesser salmon catfish), 3860 nucleotides long. RefSeq names its product N-acetyltransferase 10 (gene nat10). Gene Ontology annotation, molecular function: 18S rRNA cytidine N-acetyltransferase activity; tRNA binding; ATP binding. Lineage: Eukaryota; Metazoa; Chordata; Actinopteri; Siluriformes; Ariidae. The record is from RefSeq and is a predicted model, not a curated record. The transcript has a single exon. Bases 98 to 3169 code for a protein of 1023 amino acids. Gene Ontology annotation, cellular component: 90S preribosome; nucleolus. Gene Ontology annotation, biological process: rRNA acetylation involved in maturation of SSU-rRNA.